GUGGUAGUUGUCACUCAAUUCCGCGGCAAUUGUCAGCAAAGUAAAAUACACCACUCCAUUCCAAUACUCCAUGCCCUAAAUUCCAAAAUUCUACCUUAGCACUUUGCCCAACUUCGUUUUGAUUGUUCAUUUUUUUGGCGGUCUGUUUCUUGUCAAUUGAAGAGAGAGAAAAAAACCUAAAAAACAACAACAAAAUAAUGGAAAUGGAAGAAGAAAAGAUAGGAAUGGUGUUAGUUCGAGCUUCAGAAUUGCGCUCCAAAAUCGCUAAUUGCAUUCACAAAACAAAAACCCCAAUUCAAUCUCAGCUUGAAGGAGCUCAAAUUAAUGGAGAUUCAACUAAUUCUCCUUCUUCUGCAGAAAAUGCUGAAGAAACAGAAGAUUCUGAAGCCCUUAUGAACAUUUGCUACGCUUUUGAUUCCCUUGAGUCUCAGCUCUCUUCUUUGCAAGCUUUACAACAACAGCAGCAAUACGAAAGAGAAGCUGCCAUUGCAGAUAUUGAGUACAACCGUAAGACGUUACUAAAGAAGCUCAGUGAGUAUAAUGGGGAACAUCUGGAUGUGAUACAAGAAGCAGAAGCGUUUGCAAGUAUGAAGGUGGAGCCCGACAAUGAAUUGUUACUUCCACCAUAUCAAACACACUCUCCCCAUUCUCUGGUUUUAGACAAGAGCUAUCUAUCACGCGUUCCAUAUUCAAGUAAGCUCGCACAAAAUGGUCUUAAUGGAGACAACGAAUUAAAGCAAAGUCAAGCACAAAGUAAAUCGAACAAGCUAUGGGGAGGGCUGAGAUUUCUUGUUCAUUCCACAACCAAGACGAUGCUUACCCUUGUUGGUGUAAUAUCUCUUCUUAGUUUAGCUGGUUUUGAACCUAAGCUUAAGAAGAAAGGUACUAAUUUGAAUGUCUUGUCCUUGUUCCAACAACCUGAUGGUGCUAAAGAAGGGGGACUUGUUGCACGCUGCCCUCCGGGGAAAGUAGCAGUGAUGGAGGACGGUGAGUUCCGUUGCAUUGUGAAGGAGAGAGUUGAAAUUCCAUUUGAUUGUGUUGCUGAUAAUCCUAAUGUGAGUUAUGGUUGUGGUUGAAAUGCCCUGUUUUGUGAGUCUUUUUUGUAUAUCCUGCCUUUCAUGACAAGUAAAUUUCUUUUACUUUUAAUAUUCAAAUGAGACAGUUUAAUGAA
Messenger RNA from Beta vulgaris subsp. vulgaris (sugar beet), 1171 nucleotides. Its product is annotated as plastid division protein PDV2. The transcript is spliced from 2 exons. The coding region runs from base 198 to 1076 and encodes 292 amino acids. Gene Ontology annotation, biological process: chloroplast fission. Lineage: Eukaryota; Viridiplantae; Streptophyta; Magnoliopsida; Caryophyllales; Amaranthaceae. The record is from RefSeq and is a predicted model, not a curated record.